Molecule: messenger RNA, 2103 nt
Organism: Scophthalmus maximus (turbot)
Lineage: Eukaryota; Metazoa; Chordata; Actinopteri; Pleuronectiformes; Scophthalmidae
Gene: rnd3a
Product: Rho family GTPase 3a
Exons: 5
Coding region: 138-857 (239 amino acids)
Biological process (GO): small GTPase-mediated signal transduction
Molecular function (GO): GTPase activity; GTP binding
Source: RefSeq, a predicted model, not a curated record
CGCCGGCUCAGAGCAGCGCACGCACCGGGGCGGAGGCAUCGCAGACCCGGGACACAUCUCGACGACUCCCCCUCACUCGGACCGGACUCGGGAUUUUGGAUUUUUGUGCUCUUCUCUCCUGAUCCUGACACACGUCGAUGAAGGAGAGACGCUCGUGUCUGACGGCCGCCAUGGAUCCGAGUGUCAGUGUGAAGUGUAAGAUCGUGGUGGUCGGAGACAGCCAGUGCGGGAAGACCGCGCUGCUGCACGUGUUCGCCAAGGACUGUUUCCCCGAGAGCUACGUCCCCACGGUGUUCGAGAACUACACGGCCAGUUUCGAGAUCGACACGCAGCGGAUCGAGCUCAGCCUGUGGGACACCUCAGGGUCUCCGUACUACGACAACGUGAGGCCUCUCUCCUACCCCGACUCCGACGCUGUCCUCAUCUGCUUCGACAUCAGCCGCCCCGAGACUCUCGACAGCGUGCUGAAAAAGUGGAAAGGGGAGAUCCAGGAGUUCUGCCCCAACACCAAGAUGCUGUUGGUUGGAUGUAAAUCCGACCUGCGCACAGACUUGAGCACACUGGUGGAGCUCUCCAACCACAGACAGACCCCGGUGUCCUACGACCAGGGUUCCAGCAUGGCCAAGCAGAUCUCGGCGCCCUACAUCGAGUGCUCGGCGCAGCAGUCGGAGAACAGCGUCAGAGACAUUUUCCACGUGGCCACACUGGCCUGCAUCAACAAGAACCACAAAAACGUCAAGCGCAGCAAGACCACCCGUGCCAACAAGAGGAUUUCGCACAUGCCCGGCAGGCCCGACCUGGCGGCCGUGGCCUCGGACCUGCGGAAGGACAAAGCCAAAAGUUGCUCCGUCAUGUGACUGUUGGGACUGCGGCGGAUCAGGACUGAGGAGAACGAGGACAGAACACAGUGUGAGCAGGAAACCACGGGGCGGCGCUCCGUCCUGCAUGCCAACGCCCCCCUAUUUGUCUGGAGAGGGCUUCGAUAAGCUUCAAUUCAUCUACAUGUUACUGGAAUACUCUGCACCAGCGAAAACUCAAUGCAUAGUAGCGUCCCAACUCAUUUGGCCCCCAAAGGAAGCUAUCCGUCAAGAGGGCUACCUGCCCGGGGAAGUGACCCGCUUCCUCUGGGAGGACGGAGCGGACGCGGCCCAGGCUUUUUUCUCGCACCAGCAGGAAAUGAGCAAGAGGAGUGAUGUCAUGAUUUGUGGAGGGAGGGUGUGAGAACGUGUGAUAUUUUGGAAGGAGAACCGAAAGUGUGCGAUUGGGGUGAUUUGAAUGGAAAAGAACAGGAGCUGAUGUUGCUCGUGAUGGAUCAACGACUUCUUUUUGUCGCCUGGAGGGUUGAACACAACAACUCAACCCCGUGGUCUGGAACUGAUCCGCCCUCGCCCAUGUAACUCCUGCAGGAACUGUAACUCCUGCAGGAACUGUAACUCCUGCAGGAACUGUGUGCGUGAGAGUCGAAGAGUCCUCGUCCGGCGCUGCGUGCCCCCUCCGUCUUUUGAUAUGUCGUCGGUAUAAUGUGAAGUCAUUGGUGUGUAACAUGCGUCAUCGUUUGAUUUAUUUUUGUAGCUUAUUUUCUGUUCAGCCGCCGAGCGCGGAUUCGAUGACUCGCAAACCGAGCUGUCGGAGCUUGAAACUGCACAUUUGUCCCGUUCAGACGCUCUAGAUGUGCAGCAAACUUUUUUUUGUUUUGUUUAUUCCUACGUGGUCCUUUUUGUUUCGUGGGCGUCAGGAACUCGUGGGCCUCCAUUUUGGAACAUGACAAACUGUAAACAACGGAACGUAGUGGUCUUGAAUUUGUGUUUUUCCUCUUCGCAGCAGUGCAAUUAAGAGGCUGUUUGAAUAUCAAAGGUAUUGAUGCACUUUUAAUGUAACUUCCCCAGUAGGUCCGUUCAAACGCCAGUGAUCUCACGCUUGGCAGAACCGACGCCCGACUCUAGUCCUUUUAAUUUCCCCAACCCGUCGUCUCUUUCCCCGUGUACAUGAUCUUGUCUUGUUGAAUGUUGAUCUCACCCUCAAAGAUGUCUUUGCCAAUGUUGUCGCGACAAUAUUUAUUGAAUUAUAUAUUUUCCCUUUAGAAUAAAUGCAAAUGGAACUGAA